AUGACAAGUAGUUCAAACUCUCCAGAUUCUCACUUGCCCUCAAAAACAAGAAAUUCUAAAAUAGAUUACAACUACUUGAAGGAAUUGAAUGAGGAUUUAAAACUAAGAAAACUGGAACUACUAGAGAUGCUAAAACCUAUUGAAGAUAAGAACAACCUCUUAUUCCAGAAGUUAAUGUCCAACUUGGAGGAAAAACAACGAAGUCUGCAGAUUAUGAGACAGAUCAUGGCAGGAAAGGGGAGUGAAGAAUCCUCAGCCAUGGAGCUCAUUAAGGAAGCAGAGGAGAUGAAACAGAAUCUGGAAAGGAAAAACAAGAUGCUUCGGAAGGAAAUGGAGAUGCUAUGGAACAAGACAUUCAACACAGAAGAACUCAGUGAUCAACAAAAAGCACCACAGAUAAAAAACAAAGCAAACUUGCAGGAUGGAAAGGCUCCUGAAAGCCCCUCUUCACCUAGGAAGACUAAGAAUGAAUUGGAGACAUCCUUUGCAGAGAAAGUGAAGGAGAUAAGGAAGGAAAAGCAACAGAGGAAAAUAGAAUGGGUCAGGUAUCAGGAACAAGCCAACAACCUUCAGAAUGACUUUAAUGGAAACGUGAUUGAGUUCAGAAUUGAAGCUUUGAAGAACUACCAGCAGGCCAAUGACCUGAAGUUAUCACUAUACUUACAGCAGAAUUUUGAGCCAAAGCAAGCAUUUAAAAAUCUACCUGGGUCCCAAGAGGGUACUGUGGGCACUACAACUAUGGGCAAAAAAGAACCUAAUGUGAGAAUCCUGGUAUUAAAGACCUACAUAGAACAACAAGGAACUAAAGGAAGUCAGCUUGAUGAUAUAGGAUGGAGGCUCUUUUUUCUGAGGUCACUGCCAGAUGAAUCUCUGAAGAAUUCAAAGUCUUUCACUCCAUUUGCUUGGACAGAUUUAAAGACUAGGCAUACAGAUUUAAAGACUAGGCAUAGCCAUCUGUCAGAGACCGUGGCCAUGAAGCCACAAAACCACGGACAGCAGCAGGAAGAGAAGCCAGGUGUCUACAGUCAAGAUGCUCUGCUGCAGACUCCUAAGCUUGUGAAGAUCGCCCUGUAA
Molecule: messenger RNA, 1074 nt
Organism: Molossus molossus (Pallas's mastiff bat)
Lineage: Eukaryota; Metazoa; Chordata; Mammalia; Chiroptera; Molossidae
Gene: CCDC196
Product: coiled-coil domain containing 196
Source: RefSeq, a predicted model, not a curated record